Molecule: messenger RNA, 2640 nt
Organism: Pimephales promelas (fathead minnow)
Lineage: Eukaryota; Metazoa; Chordata; Actinopteri; Cypriniformes; Leuciscidae
Product: dehydrogenase/reductase SDR family member 11-like
Molecular function (GO): oxidoreductase activity
Source: RefSeq, a predicted model, not a curated record
CUGAUGAUCAGUGCAAACUCACAUUUGAAGAAGUGUGACCGCAGUCAGCUGCCCAGCACUUGAUAUUCCUAAGAGUAACUUGCAACAUGGAUCGCUGGAAAGGCAGGGUUGCUCUUGUCACUGGGGCUUCAGUGGGAAUCGGAGCUGCAAUCGCAAAGUCUCUUGUGCAGCAGGGCAUGAAGGUGGUCGGAUGUGCCAGAAAUCUAGAGCAAAUACAGAAUUUGGCAGCGGAGUGUGUCAGUAGUGGAUUCAGCGGCACUCUGUUCCCGUAUAAAUGUGAUCUGUCUGUAGAGGAAGAAGUGUUAUCCAUGUUCUCCUGGAUCAAAGUUCAACAUCAGGGCAUUGACGUGUGCAUUAAUAAUGCUGGUUUGGCUCUCCCAGAGCCUCUAUUGAGUGGCAAAACCAGUGGCUGGAGGACUAUGAUGGAUGUGAAUGUCAUUGGCCUGUCAGUGUGCACCCGUGAAGCUUACCAGUCCAUGAAAGAAAGAAAUAUUGAUGAUGGCCACAUCAUUAAUAUUAACAGCAUGAGUGGACAUCGGGUUGUUAACAAUGCUGAUUCACACUUCUACUCUGCCAGCAAAUAUGCUGUGACUGCUCUCACUGAAGGUCUCCGGCAAGAGUUACGCGAGGCUAAAACACACAUACGUGCCACGUGUAUAUCUCCUGGUUUAGUGGAGACAGAAUUUGCUUACCGGUUCCUUAGUCAAAACCCAGAAAAGGCUGCUGCUACAUAUAAAAGUAUAACGUGCCUGCAAGCAGAUGACAUAGCAAACGCAGUGGUGUAUGUCCUAAGUGCUCCUCCUCAUGUUCAAAUCGGUGACAUUCAGAUGAGGCCUGUGGAACAGUUGAUUUAACUUGAAGAGAUAAACAGGAACAGGCAUCACUGACAUCUCAAUCAUCUUAAAAGCUCAAUAUAGUUUUAAAUUUUAAAUGUUGGGAAAACUACAAGAAUGUCCCUAUAAACUGUUUCUGCACUCCAGAUAUUUUGAAAUGCAAAUUACAAGAACACAGAGCACUGAUCUGUCAAAUCACGAAGUUUACAUUUUAUAAUUACUUAUAAAAUCUAUAUGUUAUAUGAAAAUCACUAUAAUUAGUAUUGGAGAAUGUAUGCAAAGUGCGUUGGGUGGUUUUGGGAUCAAAUGCUUUACAUUAUACUGAUGAACAUACAGUUGUGAUCAGACUUAUUGGCACCCCUGGUAAAAAUGAUCAAAAAUAUCUAUAAAAAUAAAUCUGCAUAGAUUAUCCUUCUGAUAUUUCAAUUAAAAAAAUAGCAAAAACUGUAACCUUGCCUUUCAAUGAAAUAAGUGGGGGGGAAAUUACAUUAUGAAAUAAAUGUUUUUCUCCAAAACAUACUGGCCAUAAUUAUUGACACCCUCUUAUUAAAUUCCCUUUUCCAAGAUAACAGAUCUAAAUUUUCUCCUAUAAUGCCUGAUGAGUUUGGAGAACAACUGACAAGAGAUCAGUGACCAUUCCUCCAUACAGACUCUUCAGAUUCCCAGAUCCAUGUUGGUGCUUCUCUUUAGUUCAGGUCAGGGAACUGGGACGGUCAUGGGAGAAGCUACAAUUUGUGCUCAGUGUCUCUUUUGUGUUGAUUUUGAUGUUUGUUUUGGAUCACUGUCCUGAUGGAAGAUCCAACCCUGGCCCAUUAUAAGAUUUCUAGCAGAGGCCAUCAGGUUUUGAUUUUUUUAUCUGUUGAUAUUUGCUAGAAUCUAUGAUAUGUAUCUGAACAGAAGUCCAGGACCUCCAGCAGAAAAAUAAGCCCACAACAUUAAAGAUCCAACGGUUUAUUACAUUUUAAACAUGGGGUACUUUUUAUCCUUGUGUGCACCAAACACAUCUAGUGUGUUUGCUGCCAAAAAACUCUUUUUUUAGUUUCAUCUGACCACAGAACCCUGUGCCGUUUUAAGUUCCAGUCAUGUCUGACAACUGAAUUUGCUGGAGUUUGUUCUUGGAUGAGCCAGGAGGAUUUUUCUUGAAACCCUCCCAAACAACAUGUGGGGAUGUAGGGAUUGUUUGAUUUUUUGUUUUAUAUAUAGGCUUUCUGACACCAAGAAUCAACUAAUCUCUGCAUUCUCCAUCUGUGAUCCUUGAUGAGUCUUUGACUCUUUUUCCACUCAAACUUUCCUCCUCCCUGUGCAUUAAGGCAAUAUAAAUACCCGUCUUCUUCCUGGCAGAUUCGCAACAUCUUUAGUUGAUUGGAACUUCUUAAUUAUUGCCCUGAUGGUCAAAAUGGGGAUUUUCAACUCUUUAGCUAUUUUCUUACAUCCACUUCCUAUUUUGUGAAGCUCAAUAAUCUUUUGCUGGACAUCAGAACUAUAAUUUUUGGUUUUACUCAUUGUAGUGGAUGAGAAAUAAGAGAAUUUGGCCUUUGUGUUUCCUCAUAUUUAAACUCCAUGUGAAACAAGAAGUCCUAGCUAGACAAUUACAUGUUUUUCACCCUGGUGUGUUAAUCGUUUAUCGUGGCCAAUGUGUUUUGGAGAAAACUAGCCACAGCCAUCUUUGAUCAUAUUUACCAGGGGUGCCGGUAAUUAUGACCACAACUGUAUAUGUUUUGUAGAUUGUUCCGGAAUUUUUUUUUUUUUUUUAAAUACAUUUCUGUUUAGUUCUGUCUGCAGUUCUGAGCUGCUAUUUUUAAUUGAU